Ruditapes philippinarum (Manila clam) is the source of this 791-nucleotide messenger RNA. Its product is annotated as cytidine deaminase-like. The record is from RefSeq and is a predicted model, not a curated record. Bases 137 to 565 code for a protein of 142 amino acids. The transcript is spliced from 5 exons. NCBI's taxonomy places the organism in Eukaryota, Metazoa, Mollusca, Bivalvia, Venerida, Veneridae. Gene Ontology annotation, molecular function: zinc ion binding; cytidine deaminase activity. Gene Ontology annotation, cellular component: cytosol.
CCUAAUAUUAAAGGAUAAUCUAGACUGAUAACAAAGAUUACGGGGUUAUUGGACUGUGUCACCGCACAGAUAACCGGUUACCUAGUUUGUCGUUAUAUUAGGUCACAUUUUGUGUAGACAUACUCUCUGUGACAACAUGGAUAUAUCCUCACUAGAUGCAAAAUUCCAGGAGUUGAUAAAAGCUGCAGUUGAUGUGAAGAAUAAUGCAUAUUGUCCGUACAGUAAUUUCCGAGUUGGGGCUUCAGUUCUAUGUACGGACGGUUCCAUUUACGCUGGCUGUAAUGUAGAGAAUGCGUCAUAUGGUUUGUGCGUCUGUGCGGAGAGGAACGCCGUCAUGAAAGCGGUGUCCGAGGGGAAGAUGAAUUUUGUAGCGGCAGCUGUCUCGUGUGACAUUAAAGGCGACUUUAAAGGUCCGUGUGGAGUCUGUAGACAAGUAUUUGCUGAGUUUAACUUGGACUUGGAUCUUUAUCUAACCAAGCCAGACAUGACGUACAAGAAAGUAGUUCUCAGGGAACUUUUACCCAUGGCUUUUACCCCUAAGAGUUUAGAAGAGGAAAGAAUUUAGAAAAAUUAAACAUUUACAAAGACAGACCGUCCAAUAAGGAGUGCUAGGUGGUUAAAUGAUACAUUAAAACGUGUUUUAAUUUCUUUUAUUAUAUAUGACACGUGAUAUAUAAUCGGGGAUUUAGAUGGGUGAAGAAAGAAAUAUAGGAGCUUACAACCCGUUGUUUUUCUCUCCUUGAACUUGUUUAAUCUCUUGAAUUUAGAAAAUAAUAAAAUAUAAAAACAUA